CAUAUACCUAUAAAGGCGUUUUUUUUUUUUUUGAGCAACGCGUACAUAUAUGUAUCCGUAAAAUUUGCACAUAAAUUCGAAGAAAAGAAAGGGCCCGAAGAACCCUAAUUUCACAAAUUUGACCUCGCCCUUUCUAUUGACUGUAUAGUCUAUCCAAAUCUCCCCUCUUUCUGCAAAUUCUAUCUCAAGGAUAAACCUCUUUGGCGAAGCUUUUUCUUCUGACUUCACCCACAAAUCACAAUCUCUGCAAUUCAUCUCACCGCCUCAGAGUUUAUUGGAGUUCUAUUGUUUGUGCAAACAUGGGCUUAGUGGGAAAUUAUUGCAUGCUUAAUGCAUAGACGAUGGCAUUAGCAACACUUCAGCUGCAGGGUUCUUGUAGCAGUUUCCCUCGUGUGCCCUCAGCACGGUGCAGAGGGAGCCAACUAAAAUACCUUUUGCCCUCAGUCCCAGUCCCUCCAGUUGGGAGAAAAGAUAAAUUAAUCUCUUUAAAAUGCAAAUCAUGUUCAAGUGGAGGAGCUUCUUUUGUUCUUGGACCAAAGUCAAAAUUAUCUAAAAUAUCAGCUUUUAAAGGUGGCAGUCGACAUGAUGAUUCGGGUGGCAGAGCUAAUGACUCAAAGUCCCUAAAGAAUCCCAUUAAAGUUUCUUAUUUACAACAUGAGAGUGAAGAAUCCUUUGUGGAAUCUUCAAAUGUACAGAAUGUUGUGCCUGCCACUUAUACAGCAGAAGAUGAGACAACAACCAGGUCCUUGGCUAUACAAAAACUCUUUAAGAACUGGUUGAUGUUAUUGCGUACCCCACUAAGAACGCAACCAGUGGAAAGAGCUCUAGAAGAACCAUCUGAGGAAACCCCAGAAGAGUCAACUGCCGUGCAAAAUAAUGAAAGACGUGAAGUUUUUAAGGAGGCUUGGUGCUACUUUCUGAGUUUGGAUCCAACAAUAAAGAUACCAUUGUUAAUGUUCACACCACUGUACCUGGCAGUUAAUCUUGUAUACGGAUCAGAAGUAUCUAAAGAAUUAACUCCCCUAUGGAUUCUUGGGCCACUAGUUGCGGCUCUCUAUGUGAAGAUGCUCCGAGGAAUAUGCAGUCUCUACGUGUUCAGCUUCAUGCAAACUGUCAAAAUUGUCAAGAACCUGCCGGCCUACUGCAUGCUGGUACACGAGUACCUUUUUCGUGGUAAGCUAAAAGAAGUCAUGCAAAAAUAUAUAUGGCAACCUCUCAUUGACAUAAAAAAUAUGGACUACAAGGAGGUGACCAAGAGGAAAUUGAAGGAAAUCCAAGGGUGGUUGGUGGAGAAAUACCUGGAUUUUGUCGAAUCUAUAUGGCCCUAUUACUGCAGAACAAUCAGGUUUUUGAAGAGGGCCAAUCUAAUAUAGCUCGGGCUCCUCCUUAAGAGAUUUGUCCAAAAGGCAUGAGAUUUUUAUCUUCGCUUCCUGUGGCUUAGUUCGUUCCAUGAAGGUGAAAUAUCCACGGAGGCCUCUCCAUUGAGCCCCCUUUUGAAUUGGGGUUCUUCCCUCGACCAAUUGGAGACGUGUAGGCGGGUGAAUACUUGUAUUCAGCCUCUCCUUUUUCCCUCUGGCGGUUAGGUUGUUUUGUCUGUGGCUGAUAGUAAUGUUUUUUUUUUUUUCCUAUAUUAACACAUAUCUGAUGAUAUGAAUCUGUUUUAAAUGCACCUGAGUUUUACUAUCAGCAGUUAUAGUAAGAUCCCAUUAUUCAUUGAUAUUUCAAAUUUUGAUAAA
Salvia miltiorrhiza (redroot sage) is the source of this 1736-nucleotide messenger RNA. RefSeq lists its product as uncharacterized. Bases 342 to 1373 code for a protein of 343 amino acids. The transcript is spliced from 5 exons. The record is from RefSeq and is a predicted model, not a curated record. NCBI's taxonomy places the organism in Eukaryota, Viridiplantae, Streptophyta, Magnoliopsida, Lamiales, Lamiaceae.